AUGGCUGAUGUCUUUCCUCAGGGCUCAGGCACUAGUAGACUAUCCUACUAUCUACGGGGUACUACGGAUAACUACUACGCUACACCACUUCUCCACCAUCACCAUCACCACAUCUCAUCUCAUCUCACAUCCCAAUUCAACUCCGCUCCCCCUCCCCCUCCCCCUCAUCCCCAUCCUUCCCUCUCACCUCACCUCAAUGGCCUCCUCCAUCCUCGACACCCCCACCCCCCCUCCCUCCACCCCUUCCUCUCCUCCGCCGUCCUCCGCCCCUCCUCCACCAUCCCGACUACCUCCCAUCCGCACCUACUCGCGCAUCCCCAAGCCUUCCACCGGGGAGGACGGCUACUUCGCCAACUCGCUCGCCACCGCCUCUACCAUCCCACACGUCCUCACCUUGCGACGCCAUGCUCAUCUCCUAUCCCCUCUGCCCGCCCACCCCCCUGUCUGGCCCGCCCCACCGACUCCCCGACCCCGAUCCACGCGCCCGACCUGAUCCUGAUACUCCAGCUCGCCACCCCGGGUAUUUCAGGCCAUCCCUCCACCGUGCAUGGCGGCGUGAUUGCCACCGCGCUGGAUGAAGCCAUGUCUUAUGCCGUGGCACUAUAUGCGCCGGAGACCGGGCCCAGGUUGACGAACGCUGACCCGGACGACAUCCCGCCCACCACCACCCGAGGGAAGUUGUAUACCGCCCAGUUGGACAUUCGCUACAAGAGUCCCGCCAAUGUCCCGGGGUAUCUGGUCAUCCGCGUCAAGGUCCUCGCUCGCGUCGGUCGCAAGUUCUGGGUGCGCGCCCAGGCGUUCCAGCCCGAAGAGGAGGGUCCUGGGAGGGAAGGCCGGAUGCGCCUCACCACCGAUGCGAUUGCAUUUUGGAUGCAGACGGGACCUUCACUCUGAUCUAAUACCCUUGACUCUCUUUCAAUCCCCCCCUCUCUCUAUCUCUAUUUGCAUAUA
Molecule: messenger RNA, 951 nt
Organism: Aspergillus heteromorphus CBS 117.55
Lineage: Eukaryota; Fungi; Ascomycota; Eurotiomycetes; Eurotiales; Aspergillaceae
Product: PaaI family thioesterase
Exons: 2
Coding region: 1-894 (297 amino acids)
Source: RefSeq, a predicted model, not a curated record